AUGACUGCAUGCAUCUUCAUACGAAGAGGGAAGAUUGAGAGAGAAUUGGCAGACGAUGAGAUUGAAGAGCUGCGUGAGGCAUUUGAAGAGUUUGAUAAGGAUAAGGAUGGACUGAUCAGCUGUAAAGAUCUAGGCAACCUGAUGAGAACUAUGGGUUACAUGCCUACAGAGAUGGAGCUGAUUGAACUGGGUCAGAAUAUCAAUAUGAACUUGGGAGGACAGGUGGAUUUUGAAGACUUUGUGGAACUGAUGGCACCGAAACUUCUGGCUGAAACAGCUGGAAUGAUUGGCAUUAAAGAGCUGAGGGAUGCCUUCAAACAGUUUGACAUGGACGGCGAUGGAGAGAUCACAACAGAAGAGCUGAAGUUAGCUAUGAAUAAGCUGUUGGGGGAAAACAUGAGUCACAAAGAGAUUGAUGCAGUGGUCAGAGAGGUUGAUGACAAUGGCGAUGGAACUGUUGACUUUGAAGAGUUUGUGAAAAUGAUGUCAAGCUGCUGA
Molecule: messenger RNA, 498 nt
Organism: Neoarius graeffei (lesser salmon catfish)
Lineage: Eukaryota; Metazoa; Chordata; Actinopteri; Siluriformes; Ariidae
Gene: cabp5a
Product: calcium binding protein 5a
Exons: 6
Coding region: 1-498 (165 amino acids)
Molecular function (GO): calcium ion binding
Source: RefSeq, a predicted model, not a curated record